CUUUGGCUUACACACAUGCUCUUCUUUUUCAGCACACACACACACACACACCAACAGGUGAUAACAGCCGACAUUAUAAGAUGUGUUCCCAAAGCCUCCGGAGAUUCGAUUCUGGAGAAUCGUCCCCAGUGUGAUGCAGUUGUUUUCUGCAUUCAACUCAGUCUUGAGAUGCAGUAGAUUGUGAACCCACAUCUAAGACAGGAGAGUUAACUUAAUAUAUCUAUAUGUGACGGUGGGGGAAACCAGGACGCCAGAAGGAAACACUCGCAAACCUGGGGAGCACACAGAUGGGCCUCGUUCCAGCUGGAAAUAAAACCCGAGACCUGCUAGUUGGAGGAUGACAGCGCUAACCACUGCUCCACAGCUUUUCAGCAGCUUUGAGGCAGAAAAAACACUCGCAAAUCAAGAGGUGGUACAAACAAAGGAGUGGCUUUCCUGCAGGUAGAAAAACUGACAAAUGCCUCAGGGAUUUUACAGCUUCGUGGACUUGGAAACGAAUGUCACAGCCUAUUACAGGUUGGAUCCAGGGCUAGCAUUUGGAAAAAUUCUCUAAAUGUUCUUUACUGUUCCAGUUUGUUAUAACAGGCCGGUAAGACUCACAUUUCACAACAGCAAAUGGAAACAGAAACAGAAAUGGAAUGGAAGUUUGGAAGUUUGAGUGGAGGAUUACCUUUAACUUUACCUGUACAUGUCUUCAAGGAUGACGAGCCACAUCUACAGACGCUAGAGUCUCAACAUGCCGAAAAGUGACUUUGCUGAAGGAGGACAACGGCAGAGAGUGGUGGUUGGUGAGGAACUGGCAGAUAGCAGAAGAGCGUGUAGCUGGUCACGGCGUCGCUGUCUCUUCAUCAUUCUGGUGUUUGGAGCGGUUUUGUUUGUUUCCAACGUAGACAUAAAGGAAAUGGUGCCUGGCUACAAUCAAAAAUGGCGAUAUAAUGCAACAAAAUGGUGGCCACCCUUUAGAGAACAGGAACAAAAUGCUUUCUCUCCCAACGUAACUGAUUCCAGCAUCAGCACAGUUGAGACCAGCACGUCUGCCUUCCCUCAUACUGAGACCAUUAUGUCAACAAACCUCAAAGACACAACUCAAACAUCACAUCAGACGACAGAUGCCUCACUUCUGACUACAAAUGCUUCACUUCUGGUACAACAGACAACUGCACCUCCGUCACCGGUUCCUUAUAAAUCUCCAGGACCGUACUUAGUGGAAUACCCCUAUGACUACCACUUCAUUAUCAAUGAGCCACAGAAAUGUGAACAGCAGAAGCCUUUCCUGGUUCUGAUGGUCCCUGUGGCGCCUCACAACAGGAAACAUCGUGACAUUGUCCGCAGCACCUGGGGAGGUGAAAGCCCAGUACUGGACAAAGUGGUGAUGCUGUUCUUCCUCCUGGGGCUUCACACUGGAGAGGGAGCGGAGCAGCUCCAAGACCAGCUGCUGCAGGAGAGCAAAGAACAUCAAGACCUGAUCCAGAGCGACUUCCUGGACUGCUACAAGAACCUGACCAUCAAGACCAUGGUGAUGCUGGAGUGGCUGGACUUCCACUGCUCCAGCGCCUCUUAUGCCAUGAAGAUCGAUUCAGACAUGUUUCUAAAUGUUCCCAAUCUCAUCAACAUGUUGUUAAAUGCUCCAAAGACAAACUACAUGACCGGACUUGUGGCGAGAGGAGGUGCAGUCUUGAGAGAUAAAAGUCAUAAGUGGUACGUACCUGUGGAGCUUUACCCUCACCCACAGUAUCCACGUUACGCUUUGGGUCUGGGUUACGUUUUGUCUCUCGAUCUCCCUAAAAAGCUGGUGGAGGCGUCCAGACACGUUAAACCUCUUUACAUUGAAGAUGUUUAUUUAGGGUUGUGUAUGCAGCACUUGGGGAUCCCCCCCACUGACCCCCCAAACUGGGGUUACUUUAAUGUCUUUCCUGUGGGGUACAGUCGCUGUGCUUACUCCAGACUUAUAGCCACAACCACACAUGAAAACUCUGAUCGUUUGAGUAACUGGAAAGACUUUAAGAAACCGGGCCCAUACUGCUGAUCAGCUAAAGAAAGAUCUGACAGCUAAGAAGGACACAGUCAUGGUUCUGACUGAAAAGUUUUGUCAGCUCUUCUUUUCUCUCUGAUUUUUAUCAUUGUGGAGUUACAAUUAUUUUGAGUACAGGUACAGCUACAAAUUGACCAGCCAAAGUGAUAGCUUUGAUAAAAUGUUUUGCUCAUGUGGAUUAACCACUUCGCCUACAAAUAAAAAACCUGGUGUCAUAGAGAGACAGCAUUCACAUCACAGCAUUCAGGGAAGGUUUUCAUUGUUCUGCUUGACAAGUACAGCUGCAGGAAAUGGUUCAAAUACUUUGUCAUGAUUAGGAGAAGAAGAGGUUAAAUCACUUGUCAUGUGAAGAACAGCUUUAUUGCCAGAUCAACAUGUUUGGUCUUGCGUCCUCGCUGCUACUCACACAUUAUCAGAAAUUGUUCCAGAGUCACACAUGUAAUGCUGGGUGUAAAUGUUCGUGCUGGGGGAAAUUAUAGACUAGUUUUAGGUGAAAUGGAGGCUUUCCACCGAAUGUUUGUGAAGAUAUUUUGGCUACAGAUCACCACUUCAAAAUAAAAUCCACUUCAAAAUAAAAUCCCCAUAUCUGUAACCCUUUAUGAUCAGGACGCUAAACACAUGCUUAAAUAACGACUUGUUACAGAAAAAGUAAUCACAUCACUUCACAUUACGAUUAUUAAUCGCAGUAACUCUUUGUUACUUGGACGUUUUGUCAGAAGGACAUGGAAAAACUCUAACUAACUGCUGUUGUCAAAGUAUUUACGGAAGCCCUUACAGACUCUUUUAACCAUGCCCAUCAGAAACAAAGACAAGAGGACUAUCAAACCUGUUUCCCAGGUUGAAUCGAAGCUGAGGCAGACUGCCAAGUGACGUGAAUAGAAGUCAGAAUGAAGUCCUGUCACCCAACUGACAACAGAUCAUCAGAGAACCGGUUUGAUAAAAUCAGGUUUAUAUUUCUGCAACUACUGUUUGAGUUCAGCUUUCUGCCUGAUCAGCUGCAUCAGUCUGAUAUUCCUUUUCUACGAGAAAGGUGACAAAACAUUCAUUUCCUGAUGAUCCUUGAACUGAUCUCAUAAACUCAUGUUUCUCAGGCUUCAUUUGUUUUUCAAGUUGAAUUCAUCAGUUAAAUCAUGACUUGUCCACCCGUGUUACGAAGAGUUAACUAUUUUAUUUUUCACUUACAAGAAAACUUCUACAGGUUGUGUCCUAUUGGAAAUGUUUUUUUUUAGACAUGGUGCAAAUGGCAUUUGUGUCAUUUUGAAAGUUUUUUUUUUAAUCUUUUAUACUUUACUAUUUACAGCAUUGUUUUUAGUACUUUUUAUUUCUAUCCUGGUUCCAUCUCUGCAUUGUCUUUGCUGGUUUGAUAAAGUUAUUAGUUGUAAUGUCUAAAGCACCUUAUAACACUGAUAAGGAAGGCGCCAUAUAUAUUCAUUUUUGUAUGUUUAUUUUUUUAUGACUAAAGGCGGAAUAUAAGAGGAAUUAACUUUUAAUAAUCUUAAUCAGGCAUUCAAGAUAAAAUAACUUCCAACACACAGUGUUUUUACAUCAUACCUGUCAACAGAUAUUUGUUGUAAACUGUUGUAUCCUGGAAUUUGAAACACUCAGACCUUCUGCAUUUUGUGAUCACAACUGAUGCCACAGAAAUCAGUUCAUCUCGUGUAUCAAAAUAAUGAAAAUUAAUUUUUCUUGCUGUUAUUAGCUGAUUUUCCAGACAAUUUGUAAUGAAUGAGACAAAUAUAAUAAUGAAAGCUUCAGUGCUGUGAAGAGAA
This is a messenger RNA of Scatophagus argus, 3801 nucleotides long. Its product is annotated as beta-1,3-galactosyltransferase 2-like. Lineage: Eukaryota; Metazoa; Chordata; Actinopteri; Scatophagidae. The record is from RefSeq and is a predicted model, not a curated record. Gene Ontology annotation, molecular function: N-acetyl-beta-D-glucosaminide beta-(1,3)-galactosyltransferase activity. The transcript is spliced from 3 exons. The coding region runs from base 737 to 2026 and encodes 429 amino acids. Gene Ontology annotation, cellular component: membrane.